Molecule: messenger RNA, 1728 nt
Organism: Aureobasidium namibiae CBS 147.97
Lineage: Eukaryota; Fungi; Ascomycota; Dothideomycetes; Dothideales; Saccotheciaceae
Product: eukaryotic translation initiation factor 3 subunit D
Exons: 3
Coding region: 1-1728 (575 amino acids)
Biological process (GO): translational initiation
Cellular component (GO): cytoplasm; eukaryotic translation initiation factor 3 complex
Molecular function (GO): translation initiation factor activity
Source: RefSeq, a predicted model, not a curated record
AUGGAUUCUAUUCUUGGUCUCGUACAGGCGCUGCCUGCUACCGACUCAUGGGGACCUACCGUCACCACCGACACCCUGCGCGAUGGUCUCCCCUACGCUCCUUUCUCCAAGGGCGACAAGCUUGGCCGCAUGGCCGACUGGACCACCGAGGGCAAGGAUCGUGAAGGCAGAGGAGGCAGACAACAAUACGGUCGCAACUUCAGAGACCAGCCUUACGGUGCCGGCGCAGGACUCCAGACCGCACUCAACGUCGAAGGUAUCGGCGAGGAAGCCAGUUUCUCCAUUGUCGACAACUCGCGCACUGCCGCUCGUCGCACUUUCGGCCGUGGCGGUGGUACCGUUUUCCGUGGUCGCGGAGGUGCUCGCGGCGGUGCUGCUCAGCGCGGUGGCCGUGGAGGCACUUUCCAGCGCGUUGGCGGUGGCAGACCUGGACAACAGCAAUACGACAACCGUGGCAAUGCACAGCGUGGAGGCCGUGGUGGUCGCAGAGGAGGCUGGAAGGACUGGGACAAGCCGCAACGCACCCGUGAGGCUUCGGUCCAGCCUCGCGAUACCUGGAAACUGCUUGAGGAGAUUGACUUUAACCGUCUGAUCAAGCUGAACCUGGAUACUGGUGACGGUGAGGAUGUUGAGGAUUAUGGUUUCCUCUACUACUACGACCGCCAGUUCGACAAGCAGCCUGGUGCUCCCACCUCUUUCCGCAAGCUCAACGUUGUCGAGCGUGCUGCUUACAAUGUCACAACCUCGCACGACCCCAUCAUCCAGGAUCUGGCUUCAAAGGACGCCGCUUCCAUCUUCACGACCAGCGAUAUUCUGUCCAUGCUCAUGUGCGCACCCCGCUCCGUCUACUCCUGGGACUUGAUCAUCACCAGACAAGGAAACAAGGUCUUCAUCGACAAGCGUGAGGGCAGCAACGUCGACCGUGUCACCGUCAACGAGAACGCCGCCGAUGCACCGCUCGAGACUUCCGAGGGUACCAAGGACACCAUCAACAACGUUGGCGCCCUCAUGGAGGAGGCCACCCACAUCAACCACGUCUUCCCCAUCCAGACCGUCACCGAGAGCCAAACGUCCAAGCGCGACAUGGCCAACGAGCACCCCUUCUACAACCCCGAGGAGGAGACCGACCCCCCUGCCUCAAAGGCUUACAAGUACCGCAAGUUCGACCUUUCGCUCGAGGCCGACGAGCAGCCGCUACACAUUAUUGUCCGUACCGAGCUCGACGCUGUUGUCAAGAACGCCAUUUCCGGCGAGGACCAAUACCUUACCAUCAAGGCUCUCAACGAGUUUGACAACAAGGCUAUCGGCAGUGGUGGUGCCCUUGACUGGCGCACCAAGUUGGCUUCUCAGCGUGGUGCCGUUGUUGCUACUGAGAUGAAGAACAACUCGUGCAAGCUCGCUCGCUGGGCCACCCAGGCCAUCCUCGCAAAGGCUGACCAGAUGAAGAUUGGUUUCGUAUCGCGUGUCAACCCCAAGACAGCGAACGACCACGUCAUCCUCGGUGUCCUCGGCUACAAGCCUCGCGAAUUCGCCGCCCAGAUGAACCUGAACCUCAACAACGGCUGGGCCAUUGUCCGCACCUUUGUCGACAUGGUCAUGUCGCAAGACGAGGAUGAGGCCAAGUUUGUGCUUGUCAAGGACCCUAACAAGCCCACUAUCCGUCUUUACAAUGUCCCACGCGAUACCUUUGAGGAGGAAGACGAGAUGGCUGGUAUUGACGAGGAGUAA